CCUUGUGACGUAACCCCUCUGCCUUCGUUGAUCCUCGUACCGACCGAGCGUCGCGUCGAACGUGUGCAGGCGCAGUUGAAAAUAAAAGGCUUCUAUAAAUUCCACGAUUCUAAAUUCAAUUUUAAAAAAGGAAUAUAAAGAGUUCGUGAAGUGAAUGUGGUGUUUCAAAUAGUAGUUUGUUCUGGAAAAAUGUUAUCAAGCUCUGUGAAUUAAGUCAAGGAUAACCACUAUCUUAAACGACGAAAAUGACGAGGAAAUUCCUAUUCUGUUUCCCGCUGAGGCUCGGGAACAUCGUUUUUGGUUACAUUGUUAUUAUUUUAAGCCUUGCAGUAGCUGCGUUCCACAUCUACUUACUAAGCCAAAUAAUCACACGAAAGCAUGAAUCUCACCCAGAAUAUGAAAAGCACGAAAACGUAUUUGGCAAAGAGAAUAAAAGUCUCUUCCUAAUCUCUAUUAUAUACUAUUUAUUGUAUAUAAUAGCUGGAUUAUUGUUACUAUUAUUCAGUGUUGUUUUCACGAUCGGAGCACACACGGUAAACAGAUGCUGUGUUACGUCUUUCUUCGUGUACAGUUUUAUUCAUAUUUUCCUAACAAUUCCACUCAUGAUCUGGGAGGCGCUUACUGCAGGAUGGAUACAACUUGGCCUCUUAGCUUUAUCGGAUGUGCUCCUGAUUAUUUGUUUGUUCAGUGUAAAGUAUUUGAUGGAAGCAAUAAGGACGGGAAAAAUAUACAGUCGUCCGGGAUCGGUGCUAUAUAAAUACUGAGGGAAAAUUUGACUCAUCUUUUUUUUAGCUUUAAUUUAUUUGUAACAAUCAUUUACAAAUGUUUAUUAUCAACCGAAAUUUAUUAAGAGAAAUAUAUGAUACAUUGCCAUUUUUUGUUAAAAAUGACUAUACGUAACUAUAAAACGAUGAAACAUUUAAAUUAUUACUUCAGCAUGUAUAUGAGGGGCUUUUAAAAUAACGAUUUUAUAAAUUCCUUACGACGAUCCUCAUAACAUUUUUUCUUACUUUUCAUUUACUAACAUAUUUAUUAUUUAUUUAUCUUUUAAUAAUGUAAGUAGUAUAUUCAGAAUUAAGUUUAUUAUAUGUUCAAGCUGGAAACACUCGAAACACAGAAUACUAUUAGAUAUCAAACAAUAUUUUGUUUUGUGUCAAUACAAAUUACUACUAAUAUUAAUUACAGCAAUGGUUUUCAAUUACAUUAUGUUAUUACUGAAUGUUGCUACUUUCCUUUGUAAUUAUAAUAGAAAUAUGUUUAACGGUAAUCAUUAAAGUUUUCUGCGAAUA
Zerene cesonia (dogface butterfly) is the source of this 1289-nucleotide messenger RNA. RefSeq lists its product as uncharacterized. The record is from RefSeq and is a predicted model, not a curated record. Bases 246 to 764 code for a protein of 172 amino acids. The transcript is spliced from 5 exons. Lineage: Eukaryota; Metazoa; Arthropoda; Insecta; Lepidoptera; Pieridae.